AUGGAGGCCAGUGACAGAUCUUCCAAGCGGGAACUUUUUGCAACCAGAAAACAGAUCGAAGAAGCUGCGGAGGUGGCGGCUCGGCCCUCCCGUGAACUCGAGGAUUACUCCAUUUCCACAGUUCCUUACCUCGGAUCUCGUCCACUGUCAACGCUGAACAUGGGUAAGGAUGCUAGGCCGGAAAAACAAGGCUGGGUCAAUUUGCGCACCCAAUACGGAAAACCAACUCGCACAGUAUGGGUGAGACGAUGGGCUUUUUUGAAAUAUGGUAUCAUCGGAUGUCUUGUGCAGGGCUCUCGGACUGGCGGUGUCGAAGAGAGCGAGCGGAUCGGCGUGUUGCUGUGCAGCGUCCGUCCCGCUUUCCAAGAAGAACGUCGGUUCUGUUUCCAGGUCAAAACCAAGAACAGCACCAUAGUCCUACAAGCGGAAACACAAAAGGAACUGAUGGAGUGGAUUGGUGCCAUUGAGGCUGCUAAGCAGAAGGCCUUGGAGAAUCCAUCCAGCACUGACAUGUCAAUUUCUGGCAAAGUGACUGUUCAAGAUCCCGCAUUUUCAAUCUCUCAGCCUCCUGCGCCGGAAUUCACAGCAGACCCAACUGAUUCGUUGACGCCCCACACGGCCGACGAGCCAAGUAGCACCGAGCGCAGCUCAACCUUGCCUGUUCCUGAUCACGAGGCAUUCAGAAAGAGCUCUGAUGUGGGAGGCCGCAGACUCACUGGCCUGGACCAUGAGGGAUCGACCAGAGAUCACGCCCGGGAACACACGAAUCGAAUCAUUCAGAAGCUGGACCUUCAUCGCAAGUCUAAUAAUGCGGCGCCUACGUCCCCUUCCAUCCCCGGCCCGGCAAGUGGAAUAGCAAGUCUUAUUUCGGCUAGCCACAACGUUCUUCCCUACGCGGGCGCUGCUCCAGUCAAUCUGGCCGAGAAUGGCCAACAUAGAGGCCGCAGCCUGAGUAAUCUUGAGGAACCCGGGGCAAACCUGGCGCCUGGUACCCUUGCAAAUCCGCCUGCUCCAACAAGUAUGAGCAAAGCCGCCGUGGUCGUGAGUAAUGAAAGGGGCAUAGGGCUAGGGCACGUUGACAGCACGGGUGGAAUGCCUAGUGGUAUGAUGGCCAAUCUAUGGGGUAGCUCGAAUUGGGGUUUCAUCAAUAAGCUCCAACGAGAGAAUCCCGAUGGGGACCAUGAAUCGGUAUCAGAUCGACCUUCGUCGGUGAAGAGCGAUUCCUCACAAAAGACCUUUGCUGUGCACCCAGAUAAACCUACUGUUUCCUCCACCCCGGGCAGCCGAGCGGACCACGACACAGACAGACAGUGA
Penicillium manginii is the source of this 1314-nucleotide messenger RNA. RefSeq lists its product as uncharacterized. Bases 1 to 1314 code for a protein of 437 amino acids. Gene Ontology annotation, molecular function: GTPase activator activity. The transcript has a single exon. NCBI's taxonomy places the organism in Eukaryota, Fungi, Ascomycota, Eurotiomycetes, Eurotiales, Aspergillaceae. The record is from RefSeq and is a predicted model, not a curated record.